AUGCCGUGCGAACCAAGUCCAGACGCCUGCAAUGGCUGUUCAAACCCAACAACAUCCGACUGCCACAAUCCAAUAGACAUUGAAGACUACAAAACAGAACUCACGUCCCUCCGAGCACGAACCCAAGAACUCGAAGAGAAACUCGCAAAACUCAAAGUCGAUUCUCCAAGUAACCUUCGCUCUACAAAAUGGUUCAACCGCACCGACGACCGCGCCAUGUCCGCCCUCUACGUCGACAGAUAUCUAAACUACGGUCUCACGAAAGAAGAACUCAUGUCCAAUAAACCCAUCAUCGGAAUCGCCAACAGCGGUUCUGAUCUCGCGCCUUGCAAUCAACAUCACCAAGUUCUUGCCAAGCGAGUCCGGGAAGGAAUUCGCAGUGCUGGKGCGAUUGCGUUGGAGUUUCCCACACAUCCCAUUCAAGAGACGACGAGGAGACCUACGGCGACGUUGGAUCGCAAUCUGAGUUAUUUGACCUUGGUGGAGUUGUUGUAUGCUUAUCCAUUCGACGGGGUGGUGUUAUUGACGGGUUGUGAUAAAACUACUCCGGCGUGUUUGAUGGCUGCUGCGACGAUGAAUAUCCCAGCGAUAGUCAUGAAUGUGGGACCUAUGCUGAAUGGAUAUCAGAAGAAUGUCAAGAUUGGUUCCGGGACUGUGGUUUGGAAGGCGCGGGAACUGCACGCGAAAGGGGAAAUCGGUGAUGAGGAGCUCACGGAUAUGAUCACUGCCGGGACACCGAGUGUGGGGCAUUGUAAUACCAUGGGCACGGCUUCGACUAUGAAUGCUCUUGCGGAGGCGUUGGGGAUGGCAUUGCCGGGAAGUGCGACGAUUCCAGCGCCGUAUAGGGAGAGGGCGCAGUGUGCUUAUCGGACUGGUCUGCAAAUUGUGGAGAUGGUGCAUCAGGAUCGGAAGCCGAGUGAUAUUAUGACCAGAGAGGCGUUUGAGAAUGCUGUUGUGGCGAACACCGCGAUUGGAGGAAGUACGAAUGCUCCGAUUCAUUUGAUUGCUAUUGCGAGGCACAUGGGGAUUGAGCUCGACCUGGACGAUUGGGAUCGAAUUGGCUAUGAGAUUCCUUUGAUGGUCAAUGUUCAACCCGCGGGAGAAAUGCUCUGUGAAGAGUACUUCCGAGCAGGAGGUCUUCCAGCUGUAAUGGCCGAACUUCUCGACCAAGGAAAACUCCACGGCGAUGCCAUUACCUGCAAUGGGAAGAGCAUCAAGGAGAACGUGCAGGGAAAACACACAUGGGAUCGGCAAACCAUCCUGAGUUACGACCAACCGAUGAAGAAGAAUGCCGGAUUCUUGCAUUUAACGGGAAAUCUCUUCGACUCAGCAAUCAUGAAAUCCUCCGUCAUCUCCGACGAAUUCAGAAAAGAAUUCCUCGAGAACUCGGAAGAUCCUAAUGCUUUCGAAGCKAAAGCCAUCGUCUUCGACGGCCCAGAAGACUAUAAUCAACGCAUCGACACGGCAGAUAUCGACGAACGCACAAUUCUCGUAAUGCGAGGGACAGGGCCAUUGGGAUAUCCCGGAGCAGCAGAAGUCGUGAACAUGMCUGCCCCCGGCCAUCUCUUGAAGAAAGGACUAAAGUACUCUCUCCCUUGUAUAGGCGAUGGCAGACAAUCGGGUACAUCAGGUUCCCCAUCCAUUUUGAACGCGAGUCCUGAAGCGGCGGAGAAUGGGAAUCUGGCGAUUUUGAAGGAUGGAGAUAGGAUUCGGGUGGAUUUGACGAAACGGAAGGUGAACAUGUUGAUCUCUGACGAGGAGAUUGGGAGGAGAAGGAAAGAGUUGAUGGCCAAGGGAGGGUAUGAGAUGGUGGAGAGCCAUACGCCUUUCCAGGAUCUCUUUAGAAGGGAGACGGGUCCGUUGAGUGAAGGAAUGGUUUUUAGGAGAGCGACGCAGUUUCAGAGGGUCGCGCAGAGGUUUCCGAGCCCGAGGGAUAACCAUUGA
Messenger RNA from Ramularia collo-cygni, 1944 nucleotides. Its product is annotated as probable dihydroxy acid dehydratase. Lineage: Eukaryota; Fungi; Ascomycota; Dothideomycetes; Mycosphaerellales; Mycosphaerellaceae. The coding region runs from base 1 to 1944 and encodes 647 amino acids. Gene Ontology annotation, molecular function: hydro-lyase activity. The transcript has a single exon. The record is from RefSeq and is a predicted model, not a curated record.